Messenger RNA from Brienomyrus brachyistius, 1630 nucleotides. RefSeq lists its product as uncharacterized. Gene Ontology annotation, molecular function: DNA binding. Lineage: Eukaryota; Metazoa; Chordata; Actinopteri; Osteoglossiformes; Mormyridae. The transcript is spliced from 7 exons. The coding region runs from base 392 to 1072 and encodes 226 amino acids. The record is from RefSeq and is a predicted model, not a curated record.
GUGAAGUGCGUCCCCUGACGUGGCGGAGUUAGAGAGGCGCCUUUGCUUUUCGUGGGCGCCUGCGAUUGGACAUUUGAGCGGCUUGUCCAUUUCAUACUUUUUUAGAUACACAGGUGCUAGAGUGAAACUACAGCCCCUUGCAAAAGAAACUGUCAGAUGGCAGUGGAAAGAACCCGUUAUCGUCGUUUUGCUUCAGUGGUUAGACGAACACUAAUAAGAAGCUAGUAAGCGACUGUCUACACCUACUGGCUACUCUUUGAAAGUAUUCGAAGCAAAACUGACCACUUGAACCUGAAUAGGCGCAGCUAUUGUCUGCAGUUUUCUAUAAGUGUUUUAAAUUCAUCUGUCAACGUGCUUCCGCCCUCGAAGUCUGUUCUGAAUUCAGGAGACGAUGCCACAGAUAUCACCUGUAGCGCUACUGCAGGUAACUCUGCUUCUGUCCGCGCUGCCCGUUCAGUUUCUCAUCUCCAAGUGGACCGGGACGUCGUCGGCGGAGUGCCACCGCGCCACUAUGCGGCUUCUUAGAGUCUGGAACGACUUCAGGAAACAUCAUCUGAACGUGACGGCGUGGACAGACUGGACGAAACAAUGGAUAUCUAAAUUUCUGCCCGCAGCUGCUGAGGAGCAAUUGGAUCCUCUGGGAGAAUCUCCUGCUUUGGAGGUGCUGCUCUACGAUAAUAACCAGGGCUACUUCGGAGCGUCCAGGGAGGUCCGCAGUCCUCGUCCGGCAUACGUUCUGCACAGGGUAGGGCAGGUGGUGAUGGCGCAAGGCAACCACAUGGUGGGCGUAAUCGUCAGUUGGGACGAGAAGCUGAAAGCGCCCCAGGAGUGGAUGCAGAAAAUGUACUCGGAGCAUGAGUUGCAGAAAGUUGAAGACACUCCUCAUUACAAGGUGAUCUUCAAUGGCCCGGGACCCUCGUCCAUCUUGGUGGGGUAUCUCCCCCAAACGUCGCUACAGCUUUUCACAGGUUUCAAGCCGGACAUUCCCACGCUGAACAACUAUUUCAGCCACUUUGACGGGGAGCGUUUCGUUAUGAAGCCCUGGCUGCAGGAGCUAUUCCCAGAGGAUUGAAGUGUGUCUGCGCAGAGGAUGCCGCCGGCUGCGCAGCUACAGAGCAGUGGCAGAUGAGUUCCUGUAAGAACUGCCUCUCGCAGUGCCCACUGGCACGAUGAAACUCCCUCCUACAUGGUGCUUCAGUGAGACCAGGAAUACAUCUCAAUUCCUAAGUACUUGAGCCUAGAUGGAGAUUGAAAGAGCACCAAAAUCAUGGAGGGGGAGGCAUACCCUGUGUAGUAAAAUGAAAAUGAAAUGCUUUGUAAAUGUAAUUUUUUUUUAAUAGUGAAAGAUGAUGAAAUCAUUAUUUAAAUUAUGCAGAAGCUGUAUUGAAAAAUGUGAGGUUUAUAAGUUAAAAGGUGUAAAAAGUAUAAUUGGGAAUUUUUUAGGGUCUGUCAAUGUCAAGGAAUUAUGUGAUUUUUGAGCUUUACUUGCGUGUUUGGAAAAGCUUAUUUAUUGAUCUGUAUAUAUAAAAAAUGUCAGGAAGAGUUGUACAGUUUAAUGUUGAUACUUGUAGUGUGGGGCAGAAUCUCUGAAGCUGCACAGUGCAGAUGUAAUAAAAGUUGCCACAGACAA